Molecule: messenger RNA, 4299 nt
Organism: Oncorhynchus masou masou (cherry salmon)
Lineage: Eukaryota; Metazoa; Chordata; Actinopteri; Salmoniformes; Salmonidae
Product: matrin-3-like
Exons: 16
Cellular component (GO): nucleus
Molecular function (GO): RNA binding
Source: RefSeq, a predicted model, not a curated record
AUUUUUACGAAAACACACUACUUAAAAAAAGUGGUUACUUCCGGUUCCGGUUUAGACGUCUGGGAAGCUUGCUAGCUACUUCGAUACAGGUUUCGAUUGCUUCUUUGACCCAUCAUCUCGUCACUGGCACCUUUCUCAACAGAGAUUAAAUACGUUUACGUUCCAGCAUGUCUCACAACUACUCCUACAGACGACGACCACCACCAGCUAAAGGUCUAAGACCCAGCUCUUUCGACUCUCCAGAUCACCUGCACCCUGGAGACCACAGUCACAAUGUUUACAGAUCGUCCCAGGAGUCACCAUCUCAUUCUACAAUACCAUCCUACCCAUCCUCCUCAUCCAGAGCCUCUGCUGCUAUCGAGUCCCCAUUCUCCUCCUCACUAAGCCGGUCAGAACCUUACUCUUCCUCACUAAGCUGGUCAGACCCUUACUCCUCCUCUGAAAACAGGUCAGACCAAACUCUCCUGAGCAGCUGUGGGCUCGAGCCCAAAGACUUAUCUCUACUAGCCGAGAUGCCUGAGGAUCUCAUCACCGUGGAGAACCUACCACAUCUGGUCCGGGAGAUCAAGAAGAAGAGGGCGACACAGCAGUCACCAUAUCCAGCUAUGAUCUCUAACCCUCCUGCUGCCACAUCUCGUCCCCCCUCUGCUACCCCGCCUCCAGGCUGUGUGUGGGAGCAGGGUGACCGGAGUCAUUCUCAACCAUUAGAGAUCCACCCCUCUCUUCCCCCUUCCCAACUUCUUCCCACAGAACAGGCUGAGUCCUGGCAACUAGAUCGGCCCGGAAACUCGAUGCAGUACACAUGCUCUCGCCUAGAACCUGUACCUGUCCAAGUUGUGGACUACCACUAUGGUAAAGAAACUCCCAGAAGUUACCAAACUCCUAGGUCCACUUACAACACGGCCCAAGGAGGAAGCAGUAACACCUGGAAACCCCCCAACUCGUCCCAACCAGCAGUAGAUUACAGGUACCCACCACCACCAACUACAGACUACAGACCACACCCAGGCCAAGAUGUCCCAGUUGUCACAAUCAAGAUGGCCACCUCUGGCAACACUCCCACCAAGAAGUCUGCUCUUGACUUCCAUGGAGAAAUCCCCCAAACAUUUCCUUAUUCUUGCUCUCUCUGUGAUAUUACCGUGCUCUCUGAAAAGGUAUGUAUCUUACUUCCUGUUAUUUCUGAGUCUGCAUUAUCUGGAUCUCAGGUAGGUUCAUGUGUGUGAAAAUGUCCAAAGUGUAUCAAUCUUAAGCCUAUAUGUGUACAUUUACAUUUACAUUUAAGUCAUUUGGCAGACGCUCUUAUACAGUUAAUGCAUAGGCUGUGUUUUAACAUGCGUAGCAGUAGCUUAAAUAUGAACAACGAGAGAAAAAAUGUGAUUUGCUUUUUGUUGCAGUUCUGGUUCACACACGCCAAUGGAACUCAACAUGCAGAUGGACAGCUCACACUUCUUAAAAUGUUUCCUGAGUGGGAUUGCCGGAUGCAGACCACCAGAAAUGGUGAUGACCACACAAAGAGACCGAACGUUGAAGAGAAGACUGGUGGACCUUCCCAUAGGUUGACUAACUACUUGGGUAAACCGUCAAGUAGCGGCUCUAGAGAAAGCAUAGACCCUAAGACAAAGGGGAGUGGCAAAGUGGUUUGUGCCAAAUUUACCGCCCGGUGUCUCAACGAAGAUGGUUUGAAGGACCUGAUUAAUCCUUUUGGGGAAGUUGUGAAAAUCAUCAUGUUCCCUGCUUUGGCUUUUGUGGAGAUGGGCUCAACUGACCAGGCUGCCAAUAUUGUGACAUACUACCUCAGGAACCCAGUGAUGGUGAAAGGAGGACAAGCCACCUUCUCUGUCUCGUCAACAUUUAAUUUCCUGCAGAGUUCCCGGGUGUUGCGUUUCUCCCCGGUGCCUCCUGGUAAAGAGUCUGCCGCGUGGAAGAGACAGUUGCUGGCCGCAGCUAAAAGAUUUGGACCUGUGGAGCACUCUCUAUUCUUACCUACGCAGGCAUUUGUGGAAAUGACAAAUGCACUGGAUGCACAGAAGCUGGUUGAACACCAUACGUCCAAACACCUGAAAAUAGAUGAGAUUCAUAUUAAAGUGGCCUUCUCGUCAGAGUAUAAUACACUUCCGACCAUAUCUGACAGGAAGUCUUCAGACAGGAAGUCUUCAGACAGGAAGUCUUCAGACAGGAGCAGGAAGUCUGAAGAUAGAUCUAAGAGGAAGAGAACCCCAAGCCCCAGAAGGCGGAACCUCAGCCCAAGGAGAGAUUCCCCAACCACCUCAAAGAGGAGGAGGAGUAGAGAGAGAGAGAGGGAUAGCGACCGUCACAAAGAACGGGGAAAAUCAAACAGUGGGAGUAAAGGCAGGCCAAGGUCCCCCAGCAAACAGAUCUCCAGCCGGAACUCAAGCAGCCCUCGCAGGCCAAGGUCCCCCAGCAAACAGAUCUCCAGCCGGAACUCAAGCAGCCCUCGCAGGCCAAGGUCCCCCAGCAAACAGAUCUCCAGCCGGAACUCCAGAAGCCCUCGCUCCCAUACUAAAGAGAGGGUCUCCAGUGAGAUGAAGAACCCAGGUUCUGGUAAAACAGACCCCAAGAAGGACAAGGUAUCUCCCACUUGCUCACAACCUCCCACCAAGGACAAGACCCCAUCCCUGUCCUCCAAUGUGAUGGAGAAGUCUGAAGAGGCUGUCGACACGACUGACCAGAGCAAGAUAAAAUCUGAGACUCAGGAGGAUGGGGCCACGGAGGCCUGUGAUAUGGACAGUGACAUCGAGGGCAUGGCCGUGUAUGGGGAGGAUGGGGAGGAGAACUCUGACAUGGGAGAGGAGGAAGAGGAAGAGGGGCAAGUAGGGGAGAAAGAGGGAGAGGUAGGGGAGGCAGAGGUAGUGGAGGGAGAGGAGGAGGAAGAAGUAGUGGAGGGAGAGGAGGAGGAAGAAGUAGUGGAGGUGGAGGGCAAAGCGUUCUCAGCUACCGGGUCAGAACAGGGGAAAGAGCUCUCAGCUGUUGGGUCAGAACAGGGGAAAGAGCUCUCAGCUGUUGGGUCAGAACAGGGGAAAGAGCUCUCAGCUGUUGGGUCAGAACAGGGGAAAGAGCUCUCAGCUCCCGGGUCAGAACAGGGGAAAGAGCUCUCAGCUACUGGGUCAGAACAGGGGAAAGAGCUCUCAGCUACUGGGUCAGAACAGGGAAAGAGCUCUCAGCUCCGGGUCAGAACAGGGAAAGAGCUCUCAGCUACUGGGUCAGAACAGGGGAAAGAGCUCUCAGCUACUGGGUCAGAACAGGGGAAAGAGCUCUCAGCUCCCGGGUCAGAACAGGGGAAAGAGCUCUCAGCUGUUGGGUCAGAACAGGGGAAAGAGCUCUCAGCUCCCGGGUCAGAACAGGGGAAAGAGCUCUCAGCUACUGGGUCAGAACAGGGGAAAGAGCUCUCAGCUGUUGGGUCAGAACAGGGGAAAGAGCUCCCAGCUCCCGGGUCAGAACAGGGGGAAAAGAGAGAUGGUGAAGACCAGAAAGCAGAUGCUUCAUAUGUUGAUGAGAUGUUUGUUCCCUUCAUUGUCGCACUGGAGGAGCAUGAUUUCCCAGAGGGCCAUGAGAACCAUAUCACUUUGGGUGACCUAGAGCAGGAUUCAUCAGCUGAUGGCCAAGAUAACCAGUCAAUAGAUGAGCCCAAAAGCAGGUCCAAGAGCAAGUUAACGACUGUCUCUGCUGCUGAGGAUGAGAAGCGGGUCUGUAGCACCGAGGACAAUGUAGAAACCAAGAUGGAGGAUAAUGUGGAAAGAGGACCAGAUUACGUGAAGACUGGUAUGGAGUCAUCAUUCCAGCCCAACAACCCAGUGGGAAGGGAAUUCAUUAAACCUGUCUUGGGCUAUUUCUGCAACCUGUGUCAAGUCAUCUAUGUCAAUGAGGACAAAGCAAAGGACCAACACUGCAGCAGCCUCUGUCACUAUCUGAAGUUUAUGGAACAUUCAGCUAAAGACAGCCUCUAGCUAAAAGAUGUCCAUCUUUGGAGGAAGUUGACAAGAUGACAGUCUUAGACCCAAUUUAACAACAGGAAGUGUUACAAGCACUUCUGGAGGAGUGUGAAGAAUUUGGGAUUUUGCCAUGUCUUAACACUCAGAAGAAAGCCACUGGUUUUACCUAAUCCACAAGAGGCUCUUUGUGAAACUCAUCCUAGAACAAUAAAUGGGAUUGCAGAUUAUGUUAAUCUGUAUUGGUUUAUUUGAACAAAUGUACAGCACCUACCUAUAUACAGUGCCUUGCGAAAGUAUUCGGCCCCCUUGAACUUUGCGACCUUUUGCCACAUUUCAGGCUUCAAACAUA